AUGGAGAUUGGGACUAAAGUGGUUGUGUUCUAUACCGACGACGUGGUCUGGCAUGAGCGGCUGAUUCUUCUUCCAAGCCGGGAGGAGAACACUUACUGGAUUGUCACCCCUGACGGGGACAUCUACGAGGAGGACCUGGGUGGAAAUGCCACUGAUGGUCCCGAUCGCGUGCGUGUGGUUCCUCCUGGGGUACGGACAUUGGCCAAUCUUCGACGGGGAGUGUAUCGUUUCAGGGAUGAUCCCACCGAUUCUUUUCUGGAAGAAAAUAUCCGGAAAGCUUGGCAGCAGCACCAGAGCAGCUAUGGUGCGCCGCAGGACAUGGAGGAUUUGGCUGUGCUCUUGCCCAGCGGAGUGAAGAAGACCUUGUCGGCUCUGGACGGUGGUCUCAUGAUCGUGCAGGGAUGCAAAGCUGAGGAUGCGCCUGACCUUAGUCGCUCCGUUCGGGUUUCUAAGGUGGAAGAGAAGGCCGAGGAGAGGGAUCUCCGAGUGUUGCCGGUGAUCUUCGACUCGGCGGAGGAGAGAUGGCGCACCCUCAAUGAGGCGGUCCCGGAGUAUGAAGAGGUUGACUUCGAGGACUUCCCCCUGCAAGGCCCACGGACCCUUUUUCGUGAUGCCCGUCAGCUGCGUCGGCUGGGUUUUGAUUGGCUUCAGCAUCAUGAGUCAUGGAUCAAGAAGAGCGGGGUGCGGCUUACUGACAGGAGUGUUCACGAGCACUCUUCGAUAUGCCGAGUCUUGAACCUGAUGACAUCUUACGAUCAGUUGAACACCCCCUCGCUGGCAAGCGCGGAGGCCCUCAAUCGCCGCAGGACUUUGAUUGAGGUUGCACAUCAGGGCCGGCCCGAAGCACCGAGUUAUGAAGGAGCCGAAGAAAUUCUCGGCACCCGUGAUUCCGCGGACGGCUCCAUCAUUGAUCCGGCCUUGACCCGUCAUGCUGCAAGGCGACAAGCUGAUCGUGCUGAGGUAUUGAAGCAAAACCGUUUGGCCGCUGAGGAGCGGAGACAUGCCUUGAAUCGGGGAGAUCGCGGUGAGACGGGCGAUCGUCCCGAGAAGCCUGGAAAAGGAGAUGGAAAGGGCGGCAAGCAGGCGGGGAGAUAUUUUAGCACUGAAGAGUUUUCCAUGCCACAAGAUCGCUUCGGGGACGUUUUUCCUUUGCCUCUACCUCGAGAUUGUGGUUAUGCCGGUGAUGUACAGUGGCUGCGCUCUCGGCGCUCGCGGCAGCGGGUCGUCAAGCGGAGGACGCUUGGCGAACGUGAAGUGGGCACGGUUUGGGCGCUCAAUACGCUGGCGGGUUUUGAUCACCAGGCGGGCUGGCCGCGCUGCUCUUUGAAUCGCGCACAAGAGUCGGCUUUGUCUAGGAUCAGGAGGGCACACUUGCUUCGUCCUCCACCUGUUGAGUCUUUGAGUCCUCAGGCAGCGCUUAGGCAGCUGCUGAAGCGAAAGGCUGCGCCCUCCUAUGCCGGGGACCAGCCGGGGCAGUUGGUUAGCUAUGUGAGGGAGAAGCUGUCAAUACCACGUGACCAGUUAGAGCCGGUGAGUUUGGAAGCUAUCUUGCCCGAGCUGGAGCAGGAGCAGGUGCGGAACUUUGAGGAGCACAUGCUUCUGAGUGACGAGGGCAUUGCAGCAGCCCUAGAGCGUGGACUUGAGGGGGAUUGUCACCUGGACCCCGUUCUUGCGCACAACCGCUAUAAGUACCACGAGCUCAUCUCGGAUCUGCUGCAGGCCAAGCUCAUCGACUUUACGCGAACUCCGAAGGUCCAGGUGGGAUUGUUUUGCGUGGCAAAGAAAGGCGACAAGCAAAGACUCAUAGUCGAUGCUCGGAGGGCGAACAAGCUCUUUGGGCCUCCUCCUUCGACGGUACUGGGCUCGGUCGAUGCUUGGACUCGCCUAGAAUGUGGUGAUGAUUCCGAUGUCUUCAUAGCGCAGGAAGAUAUCAAAGAUUGUUUUUACCGCCUGGGGAUCCCUCGCAGAUUGGGAGAGUACUUCAGUCUUCCAGAGAUCGAUGCGGCGUUGUUGCAAGAUGCCUUAGGCUACCUGCCCACUGGUCUUCGAGAGAUGCUGGACUUAGGCAGUGGCCCGAUUUAUCCCUUUUUCAAGGUUUUGCCGAUGGGUUUUUCCUGGGCUUUUCACCUUGCACAUCAGGCUCAUCAAGAAAUUGCUCGUGUUACUUUGCCAGGGAUUCCUUUUGUACAUGAUCGGCGUCCCGCUCCUCGACUGGGACAACAGGCAGGGGAGCAUGAGAGUGCACUCCUGGUUUAUGCAGACAACGCAAAUCACCUUGGGGUGGCGCGUGAUGAGGUUGGGGACGGCCAGAGAAGGAUGAUUGAUGCAUUGCACGGGCAUGGGCUGAGUACUCAUGAUGUGGUGGAGCCGGCAACCUUGGGGGAGUCGCUUGGGGUUCGCAUUGAUGGGCUUGGUGGCCAGGUGGGACCGACGGCGAAACGGGAUUGGGCCCUGGAUCGGGCUCUGCUGGCGUGCAGCUCAGCUCCUUCAAUGACCGGCGCAGAGCUGCAGGUGAUCAUUGGGCAUAUGACGAUUCGUGCAGUGCUUCAUCGGGGAUUGAUGUGUAUCCUUAGGCAUGCCUACACCUUUGUGGAGAAGUCGUACACACGAAGGCAGCCGUUAUGGAGCAGUGUCGUCAAGGAGCUUGAAAUCUUCAGGUGCCUUAUGCCUUUAGCCGUUGGGAACUUGAGACUUCCAUGGCAGGCCGAAGUAUUGGCUACCGAUGCUUGCCCAACCGGCUAUGCGGUUUGCAGUACGGAGGCUGGGAUCGAGGAAGUGGCAGCAGUUGGCAGAGAGGAUGAGCGUUGGCGUUUUUACCGAGGAGUCGGAGAACGUCUACCGCCCAGGGCAGCUGCUUUGGACACUUCCUUAGUCUUCGAGGACCCCCUCACAGUAAAGCCAGAUGAUGAUUUGCAACCUGGACUUUUCGCGAAUCCAAAUUUUGUUGAGGUCCCUCGACCAUUGCUCAAACCCGAGCGAUGGCAGCAACUGUGGAACGCGCCGUUCGUCGGGAAGGAGCCGAUUCAUGUCCUUGAGUGUCGGAGUGUUCUUGCCGCGGUGAAGCACAUGUGUCGAGACUCGCGCAAGCAUGGAUGUCGUUUCCUCGUUCUCAACGACAAUAUGGGGGUCUGUUUGGCGGUGCAGAAGGGGCGGGCCGGUGAUUUUGGACUAAUUCGCCUCAUUCGCCGCAUUUCUGCUCACACUCUGGCCUGUGGUAUGAAGCUUCACGUCCGAUGGAUUGCCUCAGAGGAUAAUGCUGCUGACAAGGGCAGCCGCUCGUGGCAGCCAAGGCCUGAGGAAGGGCUCGGUCGUGACGGUUCCAAGGGCUGGGGUGGGAGCGAUGACCCGGACGGUCAACGUUUUCACAAGGCAAGAGGCGAUCGAUGCAAAUCGCCGCAUGGAGACGGGGGAAUCCAUCCGGGAGCCGAGGGAGAAUGCAAAGAGAAAGAGGGCACAGUCGCCGAUGCGCGAGCCCACCGGGCGUUCAGUGAGACCUGCAGGCUUGAUGUCGAUGCUGAAGGCGACGCAGAGGAAACGGGAGAGAGCAAGGGCCAGACAGAGGAAAUUUUCCAGUCGCAGGACUACUUGAACAAGCUGAAAGGGUUUUACGAGUUCACCGCUUUCCACCAGCUGGAGACAAGAGACGAGGCCCAGCUCGACGAAGCGCUCUGCGACUACGCAGACGACCAGUACCUGAAUGGGGAGGACUCAAAUUUCGGUCAGAAGUUGUUAGCGGCUUUGGAGUUUCAGAGGCCGGAGGCAGCAAGGGAAGGACGUUUGCAGGUAACCCGCUUUCGUCGGGCCUUGAAAGGCUGGCGCCGCAUGGCGCCUACCCAGACGAGGCUGCCGCUGCCGGAGUUCAUGAAAACUUCCAUCUCGGCGAUCAUGAUUCGCUUUGGGUCCGAGGAGAUGGCCUUGUUCAACGAAGUGUCCUUCAGCACCUACGCGAGACCGGGGGAGCUUUUCAGGAUGAAGGCGGCGGAUUUUGUGCCACACAAUCGCGACUACCAUCAUUCGGUGUUGGUGGUGGCUCCUUUCGAGCGUGGGGAGGGGAGCAAGGCUGGGGUUUUCGACGAGGUCCUGAUCCUGGACGACGUCCGGGCACCUUGGCUGGAGCCUCUUCUCAGAGCUCACGUGGAGGGCCGCCUUCGAGUGAGCGAGGAGGCGAACCUGUGGAGCUUCAACGCAAAGGCCUUUUUGGAGACCUGGCGUCUGGCAGUGGAGAUUUUGGGCAUAGGGGACGUAGCCCUCAGCCCGUAUCAAAAUCGUCACGGGGGGGCCAGCCGCGACCACCUUCUUCGUCUUCGGUCAGUGGUUGGGAUCCAGCGCCGAGGACGCUGGGCUGUGGACACAAGUGCCAGGAUCUACGACAAGCCAGGACGGCUACAACAAGUUCUGAACAAACAUGGCGCCCUCCUCCAGGACUUUGGCGAGAUGAUCCGAAAAGACUUUGGCCGUUACUUCCGAGGCAAAUCCUUCCUGCUGCCGCGCAAGCUGGAGGGCAAAUUGGCUCAGGUGCGAAGGGAAAGAGCAUGCUAA
This is a messenger RNA of Symbiodinium sp. CCMP2456, 4539 nucleotides long. The record is from the annotation of a GenBank genome assembly. NCBI's taxonomy places the organism in Eukaryota, Dinophyceae, Suessiales, Symbiodiniaceae.